Molecule: messenger RNA, 8007 nt
Organism: Tigriopus californicus
Lineage: Eukaryota; Metazoa; Arthropoda; Copepoda; Harpacticoida; Harpacticidae
Exons: 10
Coding region: 148-8007 (2619 amino acids)
Source: RefSeq, a predicted model, not a curated record
AUCUGAGUCUGAAAAUAAAAUUGGGGAUCCAAGUGCAUUAGUUUCCGAAAGUGAUCCAGUUUAUCAUCGAGAAGCAAAUGUGACCGAACGGUUCUGAUAUUUUCCGUGCUUUUUGCCCUAGUUAAACCUAUCUAUCAAGCAAUUUUCAUGCUUCCUCUCAGUUGGAUCGUUAUCAUCUUGCUGGUUCUUGUGCUUUUCCCAUCCUCGAUCUGUUCUACUAAUUGGACUGCACAAGCCGGUUCCAGAACCAAGAUUACCGAAGAUGAGGCCUCCUCAGGCUCCGCCAAAAAGUCCUCCCUAUUCUCAUCCCACUUGACACCGUGGUAUCUUUCUCAAAAUUUUGACAUAAGUUUGAAGCCCUUUGUCCAAACCCUCCGUUCCACCGAGAAUGAUCGAUACGAAGCAGUACUCCGACCAAGCGACGAUCCCAAGGACCAAAAGGAAAGUGUUUCCGUUCCCAGUGUGAUUACUCAAAGACAUACGAGAGCCUUGAACGAAGAGGGCUUCCUUUCCUCUUUGACAGGAAAGCGUCAGCCAAAUCCAGCACGACUCAACAAGAACCCCAAUGAUGAGGACAUUCGACAGCUUAAGGAGGAACCAAGCUCAUAUUUGUUUGGUUCAAGUGACACUUUGGAUGCCCUGCUCCACUUUCUGAGAGUGUCUGGUAGUCCGGUAGAUGGAUUGUUGGAAUUGCGAAGUCUGCUUCUCAUGCAGAAACAGGAAAAGAUCACCCUGACAAGCUUGGUGGAUGAGAUGCGAGUCAAUUUGCAAGGUAUCAGAUACCAAUUACGCCUCCAGUCUGAGGAGAUUCAAGUUCACGCUGAAGAAAUCACCCAUUUGAAAAUGGCACUCGAUUUGGAAACGAGUCGUCGGUCCAAACUAGAGGUUUUAUUCCAACUUCAAUCGUUCCAACGGAAACGAGACCACAGUUUAGUUGCACCACAAGUCGAGGAUCGUUCCGACCAACGAGGAAAUGAUGAAAUCAGAGCCCAUCAAUAUACGAGGAACAACUCGAGGAAAUGGAAUUCUUCGAGCUCGGGCGAUUCUCAAUUUCAGCAAGCCACCCUAGAUUACGACCCGAAUAAACCAUCAAUCCUAGACAAUCUGCAAAACGAAGGAGACCGCAAGUCCAGGGACAAGUCCAGGGCUACAAGGGCUGCUGCAGCCAAACGGACUCAAUCAGAUGUUUUUCGUGGUUUGAAACUUUUACCAACUUUAUUGAGGGCGCCAACGAGUUUCGAGACUCCCCCUGCACGACGAGAACACCAGAGAAGUCUUGUCCAGUCAACAGUAACGAACCACAGUAUCGGCAACAAAACAUCCCGCACAGACCGUGCAAACCCGACCAAGAGGAAAACCCAAACCAUGGUCUCUCAACUCAAAUCACUUGUUCACACACUCGAUCACGAACUGCGCUCAGCUGUGCAUGUGAUUUGGGGACCAAGGAACUCGACAGGCAGACCCGAAACUGACCUUCUGGACGGUUUGUUUGAAGACAUGAAAACGACCGUUGUCCAUGUGAUUCGAGCUUUACAAAACCCAAGGUUCAGGCUACUAAACAGGCCCAGGGAGUUGGCUUUGCUUGAAAAGAUUUUCCUGGAAUUCCAAAUGCGUGCUAGUACCUUAUUGACACGAAAGGGAAAGCCCGUUUCCAACCAUGGAUCUCGGAAUGAACUUGACGGAGCUUUCCAGAGACUAAUGGAAGUCACUGUCGAACUAAUUGUGGAUUUACGGGGGGACGUUAAUAGGCUCCAUGAGGGUCAACUGAAACAGGCAAGAGAUUUAGCAAGUCUGAAGAGAGCCCAAUCGGCUUGGCGUGACACUUCGUCCACAAGUUUGGCCAUAAAAGUUGACCACCUUCAGAGAAUGGUUAAUGAGAGGCUGCCAGAAGUGCUUGGACUCAUGGCACAAAUGCUAUCCAAGGACUUGGAGGCGAAGGAAUCCAUCCUUUCAUUGACAAACGAAGCAGGCGAAAGGCGUAGGAACGCCUCUCUUGGUCAUCAACGCCUACAUUCAAUGAGAGAAAACGCGAGGCAAGGCUUUAUCCCUUCCUAUUUGGUUGAUGAAUCUGACCUGGUAAAGAUAAACAUCGCGCGGAGACAAGUUGAUAAGAAAAUAAACCAAGUCCAAGAGAUCGCUCGACAAACAUCAGGGAAAGAGGUCAAGCAGCGCAAAGAGCUCAACCAAAUUAUCAAUGGACUUCGACGACUCUCUGGCGCCAUUGAGAGCAAAACGCAAGCCCUCGGGGAAGCCUGGCCAAGAAGACAAACCCAAAAGAAAUCCUCGCUGUUCUCUUCAAGUCAUCCCAUUCAGAAACGGAUUGGGCUUGGAUCUCAAGAUGACAAAAAGGCUCAUUUUGAUCCUGCUCGAGCUCAGUUGUUGUCGUCAAGUGUGAGGAACGAGUCGCCUCGCUCUUCAUUAGCCCCGGAAGCUCAUGAGCUAAAUGAUAGAAUACCACAGACCUUACUCCAACUUGUGGUAGCCUUAUCCAAGCUUCGAGACGUCGAGUCAAAGUCAAGAAGGAACACCACAGUAACAAAUGACAAACCCACAAGACGAGAACUAAUGAAUAGACUGGAACAUUUCGAAUACGACUUGAGAGCCUUGGAAUCCAGGUUUGACAUUGUGGAAAGGCAGACACGGAAGGGAAGCGCAUCAAGCUCCACUGUUUCGCCAACAUCUUUUACAUCCGACAUUUCCGGGGGUUCGAGCUUUAUAAGACACUUUACACCCUCUAGAAAUCGUUUCAAGUAUUGGGAGAAGCGAUUGCGAAAACUCGAAGACAACUGUGCCCAAUGUGCAGACAUUCGGGUUAGCAUACCGAAUGCAAGUCAUGGAGAAUUGGAAAAUGGCCUUCAUAACAUCAGCUCACUAGAUUUGUUCCAAGAGCAAUUAGCCAGAUCUUCAUCCAAGAGACCGGAGACAAAAUUAAUGGAGACGCUGAAUGAGCGAGUCAAGUGGCUGGCCAAAGGGCAAAAUCUACUCAAAGAAAAGAUGAAUGCCUUGCCUCAACAACCCUAUUCUCAGGUAGUUUCCGGUAGGAUGUUUGAUUCAACCCCAAACUCCUUGGCAUCAAAAGAAAGGCCAGAGAUGAUGAAGCAAGUAAUUGAAGUGCUAGGUUCUAUGGACUCGGCAUUGGAUGUCUAUCAAAAGAAAUUGAAAACCUUGAUUGAUUCCACUCCGUCCGAAUUGUUGUUGGCAACUUUUGAGCAAAAAUUGGAUCACGGAAACAAAGAGGAGCAAAGAUUUCGUCGCGAUGUUCUCUUUGUUCUCUCCGAGUUCGAAAGAGAAAUUACGCUCAUAAAGACAUACUUGAUCAAUUCAACAAAAACAUUUCCGAUCAACGUGACACAUGGGUCCACAGCACAUUUGCAAAGUCACCCAGGCAACGAGCGAAAGGCAUCAGAGGAUGAAAGCGAAAUGACCAAACUGAGGAGGGAUGUUAACAAGUUGAAAGAUUUGUUAUUGCCCAAGAGCAACCAUAGACCCAUCAAUCCUUCUUGGAGCCCAGUGUUCCCGUCCAAUGACACAGCCUUGUCACAAGGAAAGACAACGAGAAUUUAUCUUUUACUUGCCAAACUUCAUCUCGACCUUGAUGCAAUUCGUCUUGACUUGAAAAGGCAAACAUCAGUCUCUGAAACGAAGAGCAUCCUACAUUUGAACCAACGCGUGGAUCGAGUAGAAGAGACCAUUCGAAGUGUUAUCCCAUUGUUCCAAACCAUGAAAAACUUAAGUUGGCACAACUAUCUGACAAGGAAAAUGGCGUCCCAAAACGAUAGAAAGCAAAAGAUAUUUCUACAUAAUUGGUGGGGAAGUCUUCGAGACAUCAGCGGGAUCUUGGAAGUUGCUCUAGGAGAUCACUUACAACUUCGAAAUCAUGUGGGUAGGAUCCAAUCCUUCUCCUCCAGCUUCCAAGAUAUUAAAACUUCUUUGAACGUCAUCUCUCAGAAGGUCCAAACUUUAUUGGUCGGCCUCGACGCUGUUUUGCCUGGGUCUACAAAUCAUGCUAGAUCGCCAGAAUCUCGCACUUUUGGACAGCCUCGGGUCGCACCUUCCUCUACGGUAAAGAAAAAACUCUUGGGUCUCAGCGAAUCCAUUGGAGCUCUUCACUCAAGGGUCGAUCGUCUUCCACCGGUUAGAACAGCUAACCAGAUCGGUUUGGCCGGAAUGAGACGGGAAAUUGCCAAGCUGAAGAAUCAAGUGAACCAGUUUUUGCCUCUUUCGAAGUACAUUGACGAUAUUGGACCCCUACGUGGAUUAGGUAAACCCAAACUCGAUAAACUCAAAGGAAUCAUGCUCAGUGUUAAAGACGUCAGUAAGGCACUGGUUAGGGCCUUCGAAGACGUGGAGCGCUUGGAAAUGGUAGAUCGUAAAAUUCUCCGAUUAUCCGCAAAUGAUAUUUUGAGACUGACUCGAGAGCUCCACAGCAAUUUGGUUCAAAUCCGACGAAACAGUCAAAGGAAUACGAUGCUCUACAUGGGAGCUAGGACGUAUUAUGACGACAGAAUGGACAGGUUUGAGAGGAAACUGAGAUCCCUGACGAAUGGCUUAGGACCGUUAAAACGAGCUCUAGACGAAAAAAUAUCGUUCCAGUUUCUCUCGGCUCUGAUGAUAGAACGCUUGCGCCAAGAACUGAUCGAGACGGCGAGAGCAAUGAAUGAGUCCCAAACGACAGACAACCCGGCCCAAGGCGUGCUUGGUCCGAAAUUGCACGCUCUUGGAAGGUUGAUUAACCAAGUGCGUAGGACUCUUCAUGAGAGGCAAAUGGGCCAGGGGUCCUCUUGGUACCAUGCCCGCUUCCAACAUAUCGAGGAAGACUUGUCCAAUUUAGAGAGGAAACAAAAGAUGCUGGAAGCAUCAUUUGCCAAGCUCAGCAAUGUCUUAGCAACACUUGUUGACCAUUUCCCUUCCGGGAAAAGCCAACUGGACGAUCCUGUGCCAUCCAAUUUGGAGAGGCGUCUUCGCUCAUUAGAGCAGCAGACGAGACGACUUGCCAGCAAAUUGUCAUUAACUACCAAUCCAUCAUCAUUGCCCAACUCUCGCUCCAAGAAUGGUCGAGAAAGCCAAAGCCAGUGGUUGGCCCACAAAUUCCAAAGCCUUCGAGACGUCCUGGCUGAGCGCUUCGGGCGAAAUUUGGUGGCCAAGUUAUUCAAUGGAUUGGAAACGAAGCCGUCCUUUGGGUUUGAAAGCAAACAUAAAUUGCAAUUGCCGCGAGAAAUGCCGCACAUUACUACAUUGCACGAGCUCGGAAGCUGGCGGAAAGUCUUGAAACAUUUGGCUCGCCAACGGAACGAUAUCCUCGUCCGAGAGUUGUCCACCAUUCAUGAAGGAUUGAAUGUCCUUUCUGACCAAGUUAAACGGAUGCGAACCACUUCCCCAGGCAAUGCCAACCAAGUGAGAGGAGAACCCGAGCUCGAGCAGAUAUUGCGACAUGGUUUAACGGAAUUUCAUCAUAUACUGGAACAUUUGAGGGACUCGCAAAGGAAGGAGUGGGGAAGACAUGUGCGCUUGAUUCCCGCUGACUUGGCAGAAGCCAAAUUUGAAGAUGAACAAAUCAAGCACGUGUCACCAGGCGUAUCGAAGUCAAUGGCUGAGCGGUUCGAUGCUCUGAUUGACAAUUUCCUUCGCAGUAUGAACGAGAGUCGGCACAAAAUGGCUGAAAUCAUUCAACGCACCAACUAUGACAGAGCUGAUCAUCUCGCCCACCUUCAUAAGUACGUGGAUGACGUAGUUGAAUCUGCAUUAGCAUUAAAGAGAAGCAAGGCUCUCCAAGAGUACCAAGAAGUGUCCUCGCAACUCAUGAUGAGGCUUGAGGCAGAGAUCAACGGAGUCCGCCGCAAUCGGGACCAAGAUCCAAGCAGUGCGCUGAAAUUGCUUUUGGGGCAUGACUUUGCCCUUCGCCAAUUGAUGGAUUACAUCCUGAUGGUGGCUCGAAAGGUGGCAGCCAAAGGUUCAGACGUUGGUCAUGGUCACUUUUUGUCGGAUAAUUUGAUGGCUCGUCGUCCCGUUCCAGCUCAAACUAAGGAAGAUAUCCGCCAAAUACGGAGGCUCCUGGAACGCAUGAAAAUUAGAGGGGUGUUGCAGACCCAUCAAUCUCUAAUGGACUCGACGUCCUCCCAAAAUUUGAGUCACACCCUCACACGCCUGGAAGAUCGACUUCAAGCGGCCUUAGAUUUGGGACGAAUCGAAAAGGAUUCGCGCAGCAUGACCCUAAUGGAACUACGUACGGUGCUUAACAAAGGCGAGACUCUAAAGGCCGACUUAGAAAGCUUGCUGAAGAAGGCCAGAGUGGCCCAAAAGGUUCAACCGCGACUUUUUGUUGAGACCCACAAGGCCAAGUCGAAUCGAGCCGAGACGAACACUUUCCCUUCGAAUUUGUCAGAUGAGCCCAUUUGGACAUUUAAUGGUUUCCAAAGACAUCCUAGUCAGUCCCAAAGGUGGGAUUUGUUGGAUCCAGCACUCGACCCUCCACUCCAGGCACAGCCACAGCCACAGAUCCAGUCAAGACCUUGGUCUAAUGCCUCCUUUCAAGAGGCCGGGCCACAAUUUUGUUGCCCUUCUCUUUGGGCCCAAAUUCAGGAACAACAAUCGAAAUUGGUGUUGGUCGAGCUUAAUCUCAACCAAUCGCUCAUGGCUCAAGCGGAGCUUCAUCAUCUAUUCCGAGAUCUGACGACCGAGAUUCGUAAGGAUUUUGUCAAGAAAAUCGAUGCCACUGGCUGGAUAAGCGUCAUUCAAGGCAAUUGGCUCAACAUUCGUCAACUUAACCAAAGCUUGAGCCAACAUAUUUUGCAAAUGGCUCCCUUCAAUCAGAUGUGGUCCUCAGGGGUCGAUUCGGGCAAUCGCCCUCAAUUACAGCAUUAUCUUCCCAACUUGAUGUUCCCUGCCCGAUCUCAAGGAUUAUCAAAAGAAGGGAUGAGGAUGCUAUUAAACCCACUUAUGAAUCUUAAACCAGAUUGCUCGUCUAAAGGAGAGGGUUUCCAAAAUAUAAUCUUGAGCACUGGAAGACCUCUGCGAGUCCUUUGCAAACAUCACGGAGUUGUCAUCCAAAAUCGCCCCGGGCCUCAAAAUGCGAUCAAGUUCCAGAAAAGCUGGAAUCAAUUUGUGACAGGCUUUGGCAAGGUUGAAGAUGACAGUGGUUUCUGGUUAGGAUUGGAAACCUUACACUAUUUAUCUAACCCGCCGGGCACCCUCUCUAUAGAUCUGUGGCUCAAAUCAGGCCGAGAGUUUCACAUCACGUGCAAAAAUUUCUCCAUAGGAGAUCAAGACGAUGAUUUUAUCAUCAAGAGCGUGCAAUGCUUGGGAAACUUGGACUCCUCCGAAACUUCUUUCCCUUCGUUAUUCCUAUCUUCGGGUCGACGCUUUGCCACAUUUGACCAUUUUUCCAACAUUUCUUAUACGAGAGAAUGUUCCAAGCAGAUCAAGGGAGGCUGGUGGUUUCCCGCGGACCAAUGUCAAGUCGUCAAUCCCAACAUGGAUGAUCUGGCCACGGGCCAAGCGGGUCCGCUUGAUGGCCAUCAAAACGUCAUUCGCCGUUCCAGAAUGGUAUUUCAACCUGAAAUGGGCUCUCAUCCAUUUCCUAAUGAGAUUUUGUUGAUGAACAAUCACCCUCAAUCCAGCGAAUUUCUGAGAUACCCUAGCCUCCCCAAUAUGAAGGCGAUGGGCACAUCGAACGCCAUCACUCAACCAGCAGCGUCCUCCUCUGCUUCGUUUCCUGCGUCCGUCAUGUUCCCUGGCUUUUCUUCCUCCUCCUCGUCCUCCUCGUCCUCUUCGUCGUCAUCGGUGCUCUUUCCCGGCUAUUUGGGAACGGGAAUGCCCACCAUUCAGCUCAAUAACAUCAAUGUGUUUCCGAAAUCCUUGGAUGGGAGCUCUAACAAACAACCAAUGGAGCAUGGUGAUCAAAGACAGACUAGCCAAGAAAAGGAUGAUGAACAUCUCUCUUAUCAAGGGAGCCACCAAUCAUUCUAUUCAAUGGUAACCCCACCCAACCAACACGACGAGGACCAAUAG